AUGGAUGCACUCGAGCUUGAGAAAAGGGUAGCUGAGUUCUACGAUGAGAGUUCAGGUUUAUGGGGAGACCACAUGCAUCAUGGCUUUUACAACCUCAAUGCUGAAGUUUCCAAUUCUCGUUCUCACCACAGGGCAGCCCAAAUUCGAAUGAUCGAAGAGGCUCUCAGUUUUGCUGGCAUUUCAGGUCUCUUAGAGACGUACCCAGAAAAGUGGCCUAAGAACAUGGUUGACUAUGGGCGUGCGCGAUUAGAGGCAGCUCUGGGUACAUAG
Dovyalis caffra is the source of this 270-nucleotide messenger RNA. Lineage: Eukaryota; Viridiplantae; Streptophyta; Magnoliopsida; Malpighiales; Salicaceae. The record is from the annotation of a GenBank genome assembly.